Linum trigynum is the source of this 1957-nucleotide messenger RNA. NCBI's taxonomy places the organism in Eukaryota, Viridiplantae, Streptophyta, Magnoliopsida, Malpighiales, Linaceae. The record is from the annotation of a GenBank genome assembly.
CUCGACGUCGUUCGUCUUCCUGCCGGAACUAAUUUCCCGUCUCUCCACCCGCCGUCGCCAGAAUCAGAUUCGAAGCCAUGAAAGUCUUCUCCGGCGGCCGACAGUUCGCUCGUCUCUUGAAGUCUUCGGUUCUCCUCAACUCCGCAGCCGGCUGCCGGAACUUUUCCUCCGAGUCCCGGAUCCUCGCUGCUCCGCAGGCGGCUUGUCUACCAUGGCUACACCAACUGCACGACACCACCUUCUCUUCCAUUCGUUUCCCUGGCCAUUACACCGCGAAGGCUCAUUUCUCGACGGAAUCGAAUAACGCCGAAAUCGCUCCUACAGAGGCCGUGAAAGAGUUUCACGAGAAGAUUCUCGAGUCGGUCAAUACUAAGAGGACGAUGUCUCCCAACGCCUGGUUGUGGUCGCUGAUUGAGAAAUGUGAAAGCCACAAAGAUAUUGAGCUUUUGUUUGAUUGUUUGGAGAAUAUCCGGAGAUUUCGCCUUUCGAAUCUCCGAAUUCAUGAUAAUUUCAAUUGCAAUCUCUGCCGUGAGAUUGCCAAGGCUUGUGCUCGAGCAGGGGCCAUCGACUUUGGAAAGAAGACCCUUUGGAAGCAUAAUGUGUAUGGAUUAACUCCUAGUGUUGCAUCUGCCAAUCAUUUACUGAAAUAUGCUAAGGUUCACAAUGAUGUGAAACUAAUGGUUGAAAUAAUGGGGCUCUUGAAAAAGAACGACGUGCCACUACAACCCAGUACAGCAGAUAUUGUUUUCAGCAUCUGUAAUAACGUGGGUAAUUUGGAGUUGAUGGCAAAAUACUUCAAGAAGUUUGUCAAAGCUGGAGUUCAACUACGAACAGCUGCUUUUGAUGCAUCGAUGGAUCUUGCUGCCAAAAAAGGGGAUACAGAAGCACUGUGGGACGUUGAAAAGCUGCGAUCUAAGUCAAUGAAGCAGCUCAGCCUUGUCACUGGGUUCUCUUGUGCUAAGGGUCUGAUACUAGGACGUAAACCCCAGGAAGCUGCCUCGAUCAUUCAAGUCUUAAAUGAGACCUUACCUGAAACCAAGAAGUCGGGCAUCAUGGUUGAACUCCAGAAGUUAGCUAGCGAGUGGCCGUUGGAUGUAGUGAAGCACCAACCGGAGGACAAAAGAAAGGAACUAGCAGCUGCAUUGAAGUCCGACAUCCCAGCCAUGAUCAGCGCCCUACUAAACACAGGUUUAGAGGUGAGUGUAGAUCUAGAGAACCUAACCAGCAAGGAAGAAAUGCUACAGUGAAGCCGCAACAAAGUUUCAGGAGAUCUCAAUCGAGACCAGAAUUCGAAAAAGGAGACCUGAGUUGGCCUUGGAGCUCCUGAAUCUAAAUCGACGCGGGCUGAAGUACUGCUGCUAUUUUCCAGAAUCAGUCUGCGAACCAUUUUGUAUACUGAGACCUAUAUCCCCAUGUAUUCUUUUCAGUUAGGGCAGUAUCACCAAUCUUGUAGUUUGGCAGCCUGUUUUAGUUUCUUCCUGGAGGGUAGCAUUCACUCCAAUUCAAUGAUUUCUGAGAAAAAAGCUUGAGCCUCUGAAGUCUGAAUAAAGACGCCGGCCCAACUAGCUCAGUGGGCCUCCUCUUUCUUUGGAUUUUGGGUCAACAUUUGGGUUGGGCUUAAUUCGCUAAUUUAUUGCAAAAAUUAGGUGUAGUUUCUUAAUAUUUCGACCUCCUAAUUCCGAGGUUGAAUAUCAGAGUGCAUUUAUGUUUAGUUGCUGGCUGGCGGAGUGCGAUGGACGUGGAGAAGUUGUUUUCAUUCAAAAAGAAGAGGAAAAAACAAAAGGAGAAAAACAAAUACAGUAUAAGCAAUCAUGCAACCAUAUCAUUUACUCAAAUCUUUCGUUUGGACAUUGAAUGCCACCUACAGCCUAUCCUCCCCAAGGUCAAUGAUCUUUGCAUAUCCAUUAUUUCCCUUUUGUUUAGGGGGGUGCCAUCGAAAUACAAUGUUUUAAAAACU